AUGGCCAACAGAGAUAUGUCUGUUAAUCUACCUGUUCUCACAGACAAGAACUGGAGCAGAUGGAGCACACAAAUGCGUAUCUUGUUUCAUGUUCAAGAUGUCAACAGCGUAAUGGAGGGAGCAGUUUCUGCGUCUGAUUUGUGCGGCACUGAGAAAGAGGAGUUUAAGAAGAAAGAUGAUAGAGCCUUGUUGAUUAUUCAUCAGUGUGUGGACGAUAAGCAUUUUGAGAAGAUACAAAAUGUGGCUUCAGCAAGAGAAGCAUGGAACAUCUUGGUGGGCUAUCAUGCUGGAGGGGAAAAAGUGAAGAAAGUAAAGGUUCAGUCGUUGAGGAGACAGUACGAGCACCUACUGAUGGAGGAUGGUGAUAAGGUGAGUGAGUUUUUCAGUAAAACACUCUCAGUUGUUAACCAAAUGAAAAGCUGUGGUAACAUUGUUACUGAUCUCAUGGUGAUUGAGAAAAUCAUGCGGUCACUGCCCUCAACAUUUGAUCAUAUUGUGGUGGCAAUAGAGGAGUUGAGAGACCUUGGAAAACUCAAAAUAGAUGAACUACAAAGCUCUUUGGAGGCGUAUGAAAUCAGGAUGCAUGAAAGAAAUCCCAUCAAACGCGAGGAGCAGGUUUUGAAGGCUCAACAUGUAGAGAAGAAGGCAUUCAAGAAAUGGAAAGGGAAGAAUGGUAAAGGGAAGUGGAGAAAAGAUAGGAACAAAGAUGAUCAUAAUGAGUAUGGGCAUUACGCUACUAAGUGUUAUGCUGAAAAGAAAGAGCAGAAAAAGGAUCAAGGAAAGGAGGCCUAUGCAGCUCAAGUGGAGUCUGAUUCAGAACCAAUCAUAUUGAUGACAACUACAUCUGAA
Messenger RNA from Vigna umbellata (rice bean), 849 nucleotides. The record is from RefSeq and is a predicted model, not a curated record. Lineage: Eukaryota; Viridiplantae; Streptophyta; Magnoliopsida; Fabales; Fabaceae.